Staurois parvus is the source of this 1092-nucleotide messenger RNA. The record is from the annotation of a GenBank genome assembly. NCBI's taxonomy places the organism in Eukaryota, Metazoa, Chordata, Amphibia, Anura, Ranidae.
AUGAACCAGUCACAAACAAUUGAUUGGGGGACAGUUAAUGCCAGCGGAUUUAUAUUGAACACAACUGAGCAUCACCCUUGCCCAUUGGGUUUCGGCCACUACAAUUCAGUGGACAUAUGUAUCCUGGAAACCACAAUAAUUGUGCUGCUAACCUUUUUGAUCAUCACUGGUAACUUGACUGUCAUCUUCGUUUUUCAUUGUGCCCCACUGCUGCAUCAUUAUACCACUAGUUAUUUCAUUCAGACCAUGGCAUAUGCAGACUUGCUGGUUGGAGUUAGUUGUUUGGUGCCCACCUUAUCUUUGCUACAUUACUCUACAGGAGUCCAUGAAUCUCUGACUUGUCAAGUAUUUGGAUACAUCAUUUCAGUCCUGAAAAGUGUCUCCAUGGCUUGUUUGGCCUUUAUCAGUGUGGACCGGUACCUGGCCAUUACUAAACCUCUGUCCUACAACCAGUUGGUAACCCCAUGCAGACUACGUCUCUGCAUUGUACUGAUUUGGAUUUAUUCCUGUCUGAUCUUCCUGCCAUCAUUCUUCGGCUGGGGUAAACCUGGCUACCACGGGGACAUCUUCGAGUGGUGUGCCAUUGCUUGGCACACUAGUGCCUACUUCACCGGUUUCAUCGUGUGCCUGCUCUAUGCUCCAGCAGCACUGGUUAUAUGUUUUACAUACUUUCACAUCUUCCGUAUCUGUCGCCAACACACCAAAGAAAUUAGUGACCGCCGUGCUCGCUUUCCCAGCCAUGAAGCUGAAUCAACUGGGGAAGCUGGGCCUGGUCACAGCCCGGAUCGACGGUACGCCAUGGUUCUUUUCCGGAUAACCAGCGUUUUCUACAUGCUUUGGCUGCCGUACAUAAUUUAUUUUUUGUUGGAAAGUUGGAGGGCACUGUCAAAUCCAGCCCUGUCCUUUCUUACCACCUGGUUGGCCAUAAGCAAUAGUUUCUGUAACUGUGUAAUUUACAGCUUAUCCAACAGUGUUUUCCGCCUUGGUCUUAGGAGGCUGUCCGAAACAAUCUGUUCACCAUGUAUGUGUUCUAAAGACAAAAAAGAUCGGGACCCUAAGCCCCGAAAGCGUGCUAACUCGUGUUCUAUUUAA